AAAAUAUCUUUGAACAUGAAAGACCAUAGACAAAAAGUAGCUUAUCAACUACCUUAUCAAUUCUGAGACUUCUCCCUCCAUUUUUAACCAAUUGCUGUCUCUCUUCUUUCUCUUUCUAAAAUGGCCAUGGCUUGCUUCUCUAACCUCUCCACACACCUAUGCUCUCUCCAAACCCAUUCUCAGAGAAACUUCUACGACUUCAGCCACUCCUCACUACCAAGCUACACCAUCACAAGCCUCAAAUUUUGCUCUGCGCCCAUUUUCACGCCACCCCAUUUGCUCCAUUCUCCGGCCACUGCCGUUUUUUCUUCAGGAAACGGCGGCGGAUUCUCAGGGAGUGGCGGUGGUGGCGGUGAUGAUAGUGGUGGUGGUGGUGAUGGGGAAGAGGAAGAAAGGGACCGCAACAGGGAAGAGGCCAUGCUGGUGCUGGCGGAGGCUGGCAAGUCGCUGGAGAAUUUUCCGGCUGAUUUGGCGGCGGCCGUUACGGCGGGGCGGGUGCCGGGUUUGAUAGUGCGGAGGUACUUCCAGUUGGAGGAGUCGGCUGUGUUCCGGUGGCUGAUGAAAUUCGGAGGGUUUAAGGAAAGGUUGUUGGGUGAUGAUUUGUUCUUAACCAAGCUUAUUAUGGAGUGUACUGUUGUAAUCUUCACAAAGGCAGCUGCAGAAUUGGAGCGGCGUAAAGAAAAAUUCACUAAGGAGCUGGACUUUGUUGUUGCUAAUGUGGUAACAGGAAUUGUCACAGGUUUUGUGCUUGUGUGGUUUCCUGCUCCUAUUCUUUCUCUAAAACCACCUCUUGCAGUUAGCGCUGGACCUAUCGCGAAACUCUUCUAUGGUUGUCCUGAAAAUGCUUUUCAGGUAGCUUUAGCUGGAACAUCAUAUACAAUUCUACAAAGAAUAGGUGCAAUAGUGCGUAAUGGGGCAAAGCUAUUUGUAGUUGGCACCGGUGCUUCACUGGUUGGUAUAGGUAUAACAAAUGCAUUGAUCAAUGCCCAGAAGGUUGUUAAUAAAACAUUGGCAGUUGAGGUUGAGAAUUUACCAGUAAUAUCAACCAGCGUAGCAUACGGAGUUUACAUGGUGGUAGUUAGCAACCUCAGGUACCAAGUACUUGCAGGAAUUAUUGAGCAGAGAAUUUUAGAACCAUGGCUACACCAUAACAAGCUUAUACUAACGGGAGCAUACUUUGUUGUUAGAACUGCCAAUACUUACUGGGGCUCACUUCUGUGGGUGGAUUUUGCUCGAUGGGUUGGAGUCCAGAAGAUAAAGGAUUAACCAUUGUUUUGCAUGACAGGAUAUAGUCAUGAGUUCGAUUGGUCUAAGAUUGGAUAUAGAUUGGUUCAUUGAUGCUUGAUAGAACUCCAAACGGUUAGUGCUUAAAUUUUUUCCCUUGUAUUAUUCUUUUCAUCCUCCCUUGUGUAAGCAGAAUUGUACAUUUAUCAGUGACAAUGUUCAUUUUUUGUACAUAUACUAAUUCUUAUUGCUACUUU
Messenger RNA from Lotus japonicus, 1481 nucleotides. RefSeq names its product protein RETICULATA-RELATED 4, chloroplastic-like. The coding region runs from base 121 to 1266 and encodes 381 amino acids. NCBI's taxonomy places the organism in Eukaryota, Viridiplantae, Streptophyta, Magnoliopsida, Fabales, Fabaceae. The record is from RefSeq and is a predicted model, not a curated record. The transcript has 8 exons.